Molecule: messenger RNA, 7315 nt
Organism: Dermochelys coriacea (leatherback sea turtle)
Lineage: Eukaryota; Metazoa; Chordata; Testudines; Dermochelyidae
Gene: ITGA9
Product: integrin subunit alpha 9
Exons: 28
Coding region: 323-3424 (1033 amino acids)
Biological process (GO): cell adhesion mediated by integrin; cell-cell adhesion; integrin-mediated signaling pathway
Cellular component (GO): external side of plasma membrane; integrin complex
Molecular function (GO): integrin binding
Source: RefSeq, a predicted model, not a curated record
UUCCACUCCCUGCGCCCCGGGGAUUGGAGCGAGCUUGGAGCUUCUCGGCGAGGCGGCCACAAAAGUCCCUGGCCGCGGCAGGACUGAGUCAGAAUCCCUGGCUGCAGCCCACCCAGCCCCCUCUGCUGCAGGCUGCAGCCGGACCGCGCGGCGCUUUCCGGAGCUCCUGGGACUCCGCGGGCUGGGGCUGGGGCUGGUUGGUGUAAGCUCGGUUCAGCCCCGGCUUAACGCCCCGCACCCCGGGCUGCCUGCGGUGGGGGGGGGGGCAGGCGCUGGAUUUCCCCGGGACACAGGCGCUCCCCGCCUCGUCCCGUCCCGCAGGAUGCCUGGACCCCCGGGGAAGCUCAAGCGGAGUUGGUUUAAAGUGCUGGUGGGCUUGACAGCAGUGGCCUUGGCUUAUUCCUACAACGUGGACCUGGAUCACCCCGUGGUCUAUCAGGGGCCCAAUGGCUCCUUCUUUGGAUACUCGGUGCUGGAGCAUUACUACGAUAAUACCCGCUGGGUCCUGGUCGGUGCCCCAAAGGCAGAUUCUAAAUACAGUGCCUCUAUUAAGUCCCCAGGAGCUGUCUUUAAAUGUCGAGUCCACACCAAUCCUGAGAGGAGGUGCACAGAGCUGGAUAUGGGUAGAGGCAAUACUCGGGGCACGCUCUGUGGAAAGACCUGUAAGGAGGAUAGAGAUGAUGAAUGGAUGGGCGUAAGCCUGGCUAGGCAGCCCAAGGCUGACGGAAGUGUGCUGGCCUGUGCCCAUCGCUGGAAAAACGUCUACUAUGAGACAGAGUACAUCCUCCCUCAUGGUUUCUGCAAUAUCAUCCCACCCAACCUCCAGUCCAAUGGUCGAAAAUUACUACCCUGCUAUGAAGAGUAUAAGAAGAAAUACGGGGAAGAGCAUGGCUCGUGUCAGGCUGGAAUAGCAGGCUUCUUCACUGAGGAGCUGGUCAUCAUGGGAGCACCAGGAUCUUUUUACUGGACGGGAACUGUCAAAGUGUUGAACCUCACUGACAACACCUAUUUCAAACUGAAUGAUGAUGCUGUGAUAGCCAGGCGGUACACAUACUUAGGAUAUGCAGUGACAGCAGGUCAUUUUUCCCAGCCGACUACCACAGACGUCGUAGGAGGAGCUCCCCAGGAUGGAGGCAUCGGAAAGGUUUAUAUUUUCAGAACAGACAGGCGAUCAGGCUCCUUAAUAAAGAUUUUUCAGGCAUCGGGUAAAAAGAUGGGCUCUUACUUUGGCUCCUCCUUAUGUGCAGUUGAUCUGAACUCGGAUGGACUUUCAGACCUGCUGGUUGGAGCACCCAUGUUUUCUGAGAUCAGGGAUGAGGGUCAAGUCACAGUCUAUAUCAACAGAGGAAAUGGAGUCCUGGAAGAGCAGCUUGUUCUGAAUGGCGACAAUGCCUACAAUGCACACUUUGGGGAAAGCAUGGCCUUCCUAGGAGAUAUUGAUGAUGAUGGAUACUCAGAUGUCGCCAUUGGGUCCCCGAAGGAGGAUGACUACGUGGGAGCAGUGUAUAUCUACCAUGGAGACUCAAGUGGCAUUGUUCCGCAGUAUUCUAUGAAACUGUCUGGGCAAACUAUAAACCCAAUGCUGCGGAUGUUUGGCCAAUCCAUAUCUGGAGGAGUUGAUAUGGAUGGAAAUGGUUAUCCGGAUGUGACCAUUGGGGCCUUCAUGUCAGACAAUGUGGUGCUUCUAAGAUCUAGACCUGUCAUUACAAUGGACAUCUCCAUUUUCCUGCCAGCUUCCAUCAAUAUCACAGCUCCCCAGUGCCAUGAUGGCUUGCAGCUGGUGAACUGCCUCAAUGUCACAGUCUGCUUUCGUUUCAACGGCAAACGUGUUCCAGGAGAAAUAGGUUUGAAUUAUAUCUUGACUGCCGAUGUGGCAAAGAAAGAAAAAGGCCAACAGCCCAGGGUUUAUUUUGUGUCUUCUGGAGAAACAAUGGGACAGGUUGUGGAGCAGUUACAGCUGUCGUACAUGAGGGAAAAGUGUGAUCACUACCUAGCCUACGUGAAGAGACGAGUCAAAGAUGUGAUAUCCCCAAUUGUGUUUGAAGCAGCGUACAGUCUGGGGGAACAUGUGAUGGGAAAGGAAGAGAAGGAACUACCUGCUCUCAAGCCCAUUCUCCGCUGGAAGAAGGGAAAGAAGAUAGCUCAGAGAAAUCAGACUAUUUUUGAGAGGAAUUGUCAAUCAGAUGAUUGUGCUGCUGAUUUGAAACUUCAGGGUAAAUUAUUGCUGUCUAGUGUUGAUGAGAAAACCCGCUAUCUGGCAUUGGGAGCAGUAAAGAACAUUUCACUUAAUAUCUCCAUCUCUAACAUUGGGGACGAUGCAUAUGAUACCAAUGUGUUCUUCAACUUUUCCAGGGAGCUCUUCUUUAUCAAAAUGUGGCAAAAGGAAGAGCUGGGCAUUGCCUGUGAGCUGCUGGAGUCAGACUUCGUCAAGUGCAGCGUGGGAUUUCCUUUCAUGAGGUCGAAGUCCAGGUAUGAGUUCAGUGUGAUCUUUGAUACAAGCCACUUGUCUGGGGAAGAGGAGUUUCUUACAUUCCUUGUCACGGCCCAAAGUGGAAACCUAGAACACUCUGAAUCGCUCCAUGACAACACUCUCACCCUGUCUGUGCCCCUGAUGCAUGAAGUGGACUCAUCUAUCACUGGAACUGUCUCCCCAACUUCCUUUGUCUAUGGAGACUCUGUGGAAGCAUCCAACUUUGUUCAGCUGGAGAAUUAUGAAUGUCUUUUUCAGCCUCUCAACUUCACUCUUCAGGUUUACAACACUGGACCAAGCACACUCCCUGAAUCUUUUGUUGACAUUUUGUUUCCUAACCGCCUCUCUGCCAGUGGGGCUGAAACUUUUCACAUUCAGCAGAUGAUGGUGGCUCAGGAGAAAGGAAACUGCUCUUUUCAGAAAAACCCUAACCCAUGUGUCAUCCCUCAAGAAAAUGACAAUAUUUUUCAUACGAUCUUUGCUUUUUUUACCAAGUCUGGCAGAAAAGUACUGGACUGUGAAAGACCAGGCAGGUCCUGCUUAAUUAUACGCUGUAACUUAAGCUCACUAGCAAAAGCAGAAUCCCGCAAUAUAGAUGUUUACAUGCUGCUGAAUACAGAGAUAUUAAAGAAGGACAGUUCAUCGGUCAUCCAGUUUGUGACCAGGGCGAAGGUGAGGGUGGACACAACACUCAGGAUUGUGGAAGUGUCUAAUGGGAAUCCUGAAGAGGCAACAGUGGUCUUUGAGGCCUUGCACAAUCUGGAGCCUCGUGGUUAUGUUGUGGGAUGGAUCAUUGCUAUUAGUUUGCUGGUGGGAAUUCUCAUCUUCCUGUUGUUGGCUGUGCUGUUAUGGAAGAUGGGCUUCUUUCGCAGGAGAUACAAAGAAAUCAUUGAGGCUGAGAAGAACAGGAAGGAGAAUGAAGAUAGUUGGGACUGGGUCCAGAAAAAUCAAUGAACUUCCAGAAAAAGGGUCAUGUGACACACACUUAGUAGCCUAUUGGUCCUGCUCUUGUAUCUUCCAUAUGUGGAAGAAGGAAUCUUCUCCAGAUUUUUCGGAGGCCCUGUUAAUGCUGUGUUCUUUAUCAUCCUAACAAGCUAGGGAACGUAUCCUGAGGCAACCACUGCAGCCAUGUCCGGUGACUGGAGCGAUUUACAUUUCCUGUAAGAGUUGAACUUUGAACUUUGGUAACCAAGCUGCAGUGCAGAGCAAUAUUUAUGAAUCCAACAUAUGUGGUAUACCCUCAGGGGAAGACUGAUACCUAAAAGUAUUUUUAUAAAUAUAAGCUUUUUAUACUAAUUAUGUCUUUAUAUUUGUAUCAAUGUUUUAUUGUUUCUAUUGAAUAGCUAUAUAGUUCACUCAAGCACUGAUAUCUGGCUAAAACCUUGGAAAUACAUAUAUGUAUAUAUAAAUCUUAUUGUACUUUUGAACUUCAAUGCAAAAAAAAAAAGACUUUCAGAUGAAACUAGCUGAAAAACCUCACAUAGCAAAUCCACAAGGCUUUGUAAUGUAUAUAGACCAUUUAAUGGCAAUAAGCCAGUCUUUUCACAUUUCUUAAGCUGAAGUUGACUUUUGAGUUAUGAGCUAAAGAAACCUAAAGUAUUACUCACAUAUGAUUUUCUGCAUUUGAGUUUAUCCGUUACUAAUCUGAGCUGUGGAAAACAAUUUCUCACAGCCAAGUAACAAGACUUAUAGUUCCACAUUGCCUCUUGUAUUUCAGGAAUAUAACCUUUUAAUCACAGGGCAUAUUGCACUGAAGAAAGCAGUGAAGAAUGUCUUCCUGUGGCCAACUCUGUCUCCCACAAUCUGUAAACCUUUGACAAUAGGCAAGAUUUGGGCAAUCAAGAUACUGCAAGGAUAUAAUUGGGCCAACCACUAAGGCAUCAACUAAUUAAUUUGUGUUAAAAAUGGGAUUAGUUAUAUCAAAAUUCAUGAUAUAAAAGAUGGUCUUUGAUAUUAAUGGUCAUAAGCUGUUUCAUAUGUUGCUGUCCAAGCUAGUGAUACAUAGGCUAAAAGGUCUGACCAUUAUGCCUUCCAUCUAAAUUUUAUACAUCCAAGUUACAAGAUUGUUUACAUGACAAUCUUUAGAAUAAUGACCAUAUUAGAUAGAUGAGAAAAUUUGAUGUAUUUCUAAAUCUUGUGGUUUCAUAUUUGGAUGCUUUUAAUACUAGCUAUCAUCCUUCAUCUAGUAUUAAAAACUGAGUUGAAUUCUGGCCUUGCUAAAAUGCAGACCCUCACUCUCAAAUAAAUCUUUAGCAGAUUUCUUACUGGGCUGGAAGAAACUGUGUGCUAAUGAAUGCAGCCAUGUUCAUACAAAAAGCUGUUUGGUAUCUGACUAGAAGUAGUGCUACUGGUAUACCACCGGUUUAUAGACGUUAUUAGUCUGCUUCUGCUCUUACAUUUCAGCAGAAUACAUCAGGAGUAAUUCCAUUGACAUGCUGGUAUAAAAUCAAUGUAAGGGAGAGGAGAAUCAAGCCCUGUGUGUUAGAAGGAGAUGAAAAAGAAGGAAGAUCAUGACUGGUGUCAUACUGCAGCAUGAUGAAAGAGUACUGCAGGAACACCGAAGACCUGAAUGCAAAGAAUAAACAAGAAAUCUGCAUGAGUACUUGUCUGAUCCUUACACUUGUGAAAAGGCAUUUUCUUUGCAAAUUCACUAUCAAUUCCAACUACAAAAUAUGAACUGUGUCCAUACUCGUGCAUUUUUUUAUGUGCCUCUUAUUAUUUGGAUGCAGGUUGAUACUUUAUGUAGAAACUUUAUCUAUCUUAACUUCUAGGGAAGGAGAAGAGAUAAUGUUGUAUCCACUCUAAAUUUUGUCACUGAAGGGCCUUCUUAUCUAUGUCGAAUUGGAAGUAUGUUCAGCUGCCUUUCCCAAAAUGAUGACAGAAGUAUAAAUAAGACAGAUUUAGGUCUUGUCUACUCUUACAGCGCUGCAGUGGCGCAACUGCACUGAGGUACUCCACCUCCCCAAGAAUUGUUUACGCCAGGGGGUUAGGUCAGUAUAACUACAUCGCUCUGGAGUGUGGAUUUUCCACACCCCUGGGUGACAUGGUUAUACUGACAUACGUUGGUAAUGUAGACCAAGCCUCAGUGUAGCAAAUGACCACAUAGCCAGAACAUAAAAGGAUCCAGUAAGCAAGAACAUUGCUAUAAUCACUUAUAGAAAGCUACAAAUUAUUUUUAAUGAGCGCAAAGCCAAAGGAUAAUUGUCUCCUAUUGCACUAUUUAGUAUCCUAGACUUGAGCCAAUUCAUCCCUGGUAUAAUUCCACUGACUUUGAAGUACUUUUGCCAGGAUUGUAUUUGGCUCCAUAUGUCUGUUUGUACUGAUAAAGUACUGAAGAAGGCUACAGACUGAGAAAGGUGUGUUGUUGUAAGGGACUGGAUAAAAGAGAGAGAAUAAAUGCAGUAUAAGGGAUUGCCUAGGUCAAGUCAAGAUAUGGAGGGAAGGAGAGAGAUCCUUAUUUAAUAAUAAAGAUAUUUAAUGUGUCUCUUGACUCGUACAAAAUGAUGAUGUUUGGCUAGAUUAGUGACAAUAUACCAGAAAUACUCAAUCAAAUCAUAGAGGAUCUCAGCUGCUGUGUGGUGUUAGGUAUUUUGUGGUUCAGAUGUCAUAAAAGGUUUAGUUUUUCUAUAUGAGCUCAUCAUGAAUUUCCCUAUCAAUUUCUUGGCACGUUUCACUCUGACUGCUCCCUAGUUCCACUUAGGAUGGUAAGAUUUACCCAUGAAAUACACUAGGACAUAGCACAUUUAAAAAUAAUAAAUUCAAAUUUCAUCAAACCUACAAGUUUUGAUCAAGUAUCAGUUGGUUUUAAUCAGCUUAUGAAAAGAAAACCAAACCCUGAUGAAAACAUAGUACACUUCAAAUAUGUAUAUAAAGUAGAUAUGUGCUAAAGGUGUGCUUUUUUUUUUCACAAGGAAGCACAACGAUAUAAAUCACGGCUGUUUCUGCCAUGAUCAGGGUGCUCCAUUAGAGGUGUCGAGCACCCUUGACUCUCCUUUACAGUCAGAGAAAGAUUUGAGACAAAACUCAGUGAAUAAAAUUCACCUCUGCGCAGAGGGCUAGUGUGGGACCUAUGCACUGCUUAAAACCUAGUGAAUCCCUAUCUUGAGCGAAUAAGUGAUAGAGUGCAAGGGUGAUGGGGGAAGAGAUGACUUCUUAAACACUGCAGGAAUGGCACCCAAUAUAUAGGGUAACAAAAUCCUUACUACUUUGAAAUGUAAACAAAUAGUGAAGGACCCUCUUUGAAAUCAAGAAUGUUCAGGUAAAUUGAAUUGGCAAAAGCAGCAUUGACUCAAAGUGCAAAGGCUGCAUUUGAUAAUGCUUAGUGCCAUCUUUCUUUGAAUGUCUUCUGUUUAUGGGCACAUUUUGGAAUCUUGCACAAUUUUCAGGCAUGAUAUUAUCUAUGUGACAUGGGAAUAUAUAUGUUGUUUUCACUAAAGGAUUUAAAGGAAUCAUAGACCUAACUUCUGCCUUCAUUUAAAUUCAUACGCUCAGUGGGAUUGCUUGGAUGUAAAUGAGGGUAGGAAUUGGCUCACAUUGUACAUUGAUUAAACUGGCAUGAAGAGUGUAACUGCUUUGGAGCAUGAAAUUGCAUAUACAGCAGGGUACCUGCACCAUUUUCACUCUUUUUUUUUCUUUUAAAAUUUCACUCCUUGUGUAUUGUAAAAUUGUAAAUUUCUUUUUGUGAAUUUUUGGUGGAAGAAUGUGUUUCACUAUUAUCAAUGUCACCUGUAUUUAGAAGCUAUGUGUGCAUCUAUAUUCUGAUUCACUUGCACUGUUUUGGAAAUGUCAGGUUUACAAAACUACAACUUUUUUUUGGAAUAAAAAGUAGCUACGAAAUUAUUCUAA